Molecule: messenger RNA, 1238 nt
Organism: Prorocentrum cordatum
Lineage: Eukaryota; Dinophyceae; Prorocentrales; Prorocentraceae
Source: the annotation of a GenBank genome assembly
GAGGAGGAGGCGGAGGCAGUCGCAUGCGAAGAGGCGCCCACGGUCGACGUAAUGGAGGACGACGAUCUGCGCCUCGGCGACGAGUUGGUCCUCUGCUCCUCCUUCUUCUUCGUGCACCGCAGCGUCUUCGCCCAGUCUGGGCCCAUGGCACCGUUCCAGCACCUGAAGCGCGACGGGACGCUGCAGUCGUGGCGCGUCACCAUCAAGAGCCUGACGGAUGGCGCCUUAUUGAAGACGCACGCCGUUGUCAGCGAUCCGUGGUUGACGAAGGCCCAUCCCGAUCUUGAAGAUAUUCAGCGCAAGAAGAUCAAGGCGUGGCUCGACGAGCAUCCUAAUAUUGAGUGGAUUUGGCUCGAUUGGUGCAGCAUCCCGCAAGAGACGGAAAGUCUGAAGCGGUCAUCAGAGGAGGAGGCCUAUUUCCGGGAUGCCCUGAAUUUCUCCAACACGUUGUACUUGUGCUUUCCAGUCUUAAUCCUCCAGGUAUUCUUGGCCUUCCGCACGUUCGAGGAGAAGAGCAUCAAGCCCGCUGCGGGGGCAGCCCAGCCUGCUGAGAUUCUGUGCGACGACCCGGCCGAGGCCUCGGCGCUGGAGGAGGAGUGGUCCCACGGAAGCAUGGAAGAGGCGUUGGCCCGCAUGUCGGAGGGCCACGUGAAAGUCAUGAACCAGAAGGAGAAGGCCCUGCAGGUAUCUCGCCUCAAGUUUCUGGAGCCGAUGCUCGGCCUGCUGCAGGAAUUUGAGGAGCAGCGCCAGGCCUAUCUCGCCGCGGCCAGCGGGGGCGAUGCGCUGGCGACCGCGGAGAGCUUAUUCUGGAGGGCCGAGCAGGCCAACCUGGCGGCGGGCGCCAGCCGUUCGGAGGGCUACGCCGACCUCCUUCAGAGCAUGGGGGCGAACCACCACAACCGCGGGCUCCUCGAGGAGGCGAUGGAGCAUUUCCGCUGGGCCGAGCAGGCCUACCUGGCGGCGGGCGCCAGCCGCUCGGUGGGCUACGCCUACCUGGCGGCGGGCGCCAGCCGCUCGGGGGGCUACGCCGGCCUCCUUCAGAGCAUGGGGGCGAACCACCACAACCGCGGGAUCCUCGAGGAGGCGAUGGAGCAUUCUCGCCGGGCCGAGCAGGCCUACCUGGCGGCGGGCGCCAGCCGCUCGGUGGGCUACGCCAGCCUCCUUCAGAGCGUGGGGGCGAACCUCGACGACCGCGAGCUCCUCGAGGAGGCGAUGGAGCACUACCGCCGGGCCGUGCA